This is a messenger RNA of Eruca vesicaria subsp. sativa (arugula), 1548 nucleotides long. The record is from the annotation of a GenBank genome assembly. Lineage: Eukaryota; Viridiplantae; Streptophyta; Magnoliopsida; Brassicales; Brassicaceae.
CUUAAAAAAGGUUGAUAUUUCUUAGUGCUUUCCUAGAAAGCACUAUAAUCGUCGACCAAACGAAGUUCCUUUAAAUUUGGUUGAUUUUAGGUCUCACAUUUAGUAGUAAACUUGUUCUAUAAAGUAGAAAGAAAUACUUUCUUCAACCUGUGAUCUCAUAUCUCAUCGAAUCUGGUUAAAGUUUAUUCUGGUCUACCUCGACAGAAAAAGAAAGAGAACAAGAAGAAGAAGUGAAAUGGGAGGAGGAGCGAGGGAGGCUGAUAUUUUCAGCACUUCAGGCCUCAACCAUCUUAGACGUAUUGAUUGGUUAGACUUCUAUGUUCGAACCGCAAUGAUAGCAAGUUUGGUGCAGGGAGUCUACUCAUUGCAACGGGAUAAGCAACAGAAACGAAAAUUCAUAGCCAACCCUUAUUGGGAAUCCUUCGGUUUCUCUUUAGCCGAAACCUUGAUCAACAAAGAUGAUGGCUCCAUAUUUGGUGCCGUUUACGAGUAUAACGACUACCAUAAUAAACCUCAUUGUGGAAUGCCGCGUUGCGUGAUUGCAUUUCGCGGCACGAUGCUAGAAUUAGUAACCUGCUUGUCUGAUAUGAAAGAAAACAUUCGAUGCAUUUUAGACAACUUUAAUAACGGCAGUAGGAUUAAACAAGCCAUAAAAGCAAUCGAUGCAGUGCUGGAGAAGCACAGUACCGACAAAACAUCUGUCUGGCUAGCUGGACACUCUCUAGGAGCGGCCACAGCGCUAUUGGCUGGGAAGACCAUUGCCAAACGUGGAGACAUCCUCAAGACUUACGCAUUCAACCCGCCCAGUUCGUCUGUUCUUCUAGAGAAUAUAUUUGAUAGCGUUGUGGUUAAAGGCAUGCUUCGAUUGGCCGAGACUCUCAUCAAAGUGACCAUAGUCAAAUUCUCGGACAUCGAGAUUCAAGAAGACGAUCCAAGCACAACAGCGUGGACACCUUACAUAUAUGUGAACCCAUCAGAUCCAUUCUGUGCUGAAUACAUCGGUAUUUUGUCCCACAAAUGCUUCAUGGCUGCUAUUAAAUUAGGCAAACUAGAGAGUAUCGCUGCUAAAUUCUCUUUUAUGAGUCGUAUAUUAUUCGGAGAAGAAGGAGGAGAACCUAUUCAACUUUUUUCGUCAGUCGAAAUGACAAUAAACAUGAACAAAUCUGAUCUUGAGACAGAUGAUCAUGGGGAUAAGCAGUCCUGGUCUAAGUUCAAGAAGGCACAUGGAAUUGAGCAAUGGUGGGAGCCAAAUCCAGCCCUUCGCAAAUGGAAAAGCCACAGCUUUAGGCCCUCUUAUUAACUAUGUCUGGGCGUGGAGCCAACAUUCUAUUAGUAUGCUUUGGUUAAACGCCUUUUCCAUCUAUUCAGGUUUCUAUUAGUAUGCUUUGGUUCUAUCUUCCCUUAUUCGGAUUUGUCAACUUUUCUUUGUGGUGUUCGUGUUUUCUAUAAUGUUGGAAACGUUUGUUGUAAAAGCUCUUGGAUUAUUUUAUUUUUGUCGCCAACCUCUUUGAAAUAAUGCUACUAAAAUGAGAAAUGUGUAAAUUGUUU